Molecule: messenger RNA, 675 nt
Organism: Penicillium cosmopolitanum
Lineage: Eukaryota; Fungi; Ascomycota; Eurotiomycetes; Eurotiales; Aspergillaceae
Product: peroxiredoxin
Exons: 3
Coding region: 1-675 (224 amino acids)
Biological process (GO): cellular response to oxidative stress; cellular oxidant detoxification; cell redox homeostasis
Cellular component (GO): mitochondrion; cytosol
Molecular function (GO): peroxiredoxin activity
Source: RefSeq, a predicted model, not a curated record
AUGGCUGCUGACCGUGCUCCUCCUCUCCGCCUGGGCUCCGUUGCCCCCAACUUCGAUGCCGAUACCUCCAACGGUCCCAUCAACUUCCACAACUUCAUCGGCGACAAGUGGACCAUCCUCUUCUCUCACCCCGAUGACUUCACCCCCAUCUGUACCACCGAGCUGGGUGCUUUCGCCAAGCUCGAGCCCGAGUUCACUGCUCGUGGUGUCCAGCUGAUUGGUCUUUCCGCCAACGACACCUCGUCCCACCACCGCUGGAUCAAGGAUAUCGAUGAGGUCUCCGGCUCCCAGUUGAAGUUCCCCAUCAUCUCCGACCCCGAGCGCAAGGUCGCCUACCAGUACGACAUGGUCGACUACCAGGACACCACCAACGUCGACUCCAAGGGUCUGGCUCUGACCAUCCGCUCCGUCUUCAUCAUCGACCCCUCCAAGAAGAUCCGCCUCAUCCUGACCUACCCCGCCUCCACCGGCCGUAACACUGCUGAGGUUCUCCGUGUUGUUGAUGCUCUUCAGCUCACCGACAAGAAGGGUGUCACCACCCCCAUCAACUGGCUCCCUGGUGAUGAUGUCGUCAUCCCUCCCCCAGUCUCCACCGAGGAUGCCCAGAAGAAGUUCGGUGAGGUUCGCGUUGUCAAGCCUUACCUCCGCUUCACCAAGGACCCCAGCCAGCAGUAA